This is a messenger RNA of Erpetoichthys calabaricus (reedfish), 2045 nucleotides long. RefSeq lists its product as uncharacterized. The transcript is spliced from 2 exons. Bases 313 to 1944 code for a protein of 543 amino acids. NCBI's taxonomy places the organism in Eukaryota, Metazoa, Chordata, Cladistia, Polypteriformes, Polypteridae. The record is from RefSeq and is a predicted model, not a curated record.
UUUAGCUAACAACUUUGUUCUAGAGGCUGGUGAUGCAGAAACAGACUGAUUCCUGUUUUCAGAUCACUGCUGUCUUUUCUUGCUCCACCUUCUCUUCUUAUUUGCACAAAGACGUUGAUUUGAAUUUUUCACUAAGACAUAUAAGACCAACUAGUGAAUACCCUAUGAAUCAGAAACUGCUGGAACAACCAUGGAUCAACUGGUCUCAGCACUCCUUCUCUUCUCCUUUCCACAUGCUGGCAGAAUAAAUAAAAGAACAGAAACUCUUUUCUACUUUUGUUGCUUGAAGUGUGGCAAAAGGAAUCAAGAAGGAUGAACUGCUGCCAGUGCUCCUCUGCUCUUCUGUUUUCCAUCUUGCUGCAGCUCCUGUUUUUCGAUUUUCAGGCAGCAGCUAAUUUCCCCUGUGAAGAGUGUGAACGGCACCAACCAUCUGAGAAGACAGGCCAUCGGAAAGCAGAUGAUGUGGACUUGUUACACCUAUCAGCUGACAUGUCAAAGAUGUAUCUUCUGCAGUUUCAGCAGGCAACAGCUUCCAGUGGAUACCUGGGUAAGAGCAGGCCGAUAGAAGAGAGUAUGCAAUUGCUGACCAGAAGACAGAACAUUAGCAGCAGUCCAUCUAAACUGAGCAGAACUUCAGCUCUCCAUGUAUAUUAUUUGAAGUCACAGAGUGAGUGCAAACUCCUAACAAGUGAGGGUAAUAACAGCUUUCUAGUGAAGAGAGAUUACAGUGACAGCGAGAACCAACUGUGGCAUUGGGAGAACAAUUCAGCCAUUAAGAAUGUUGAAACUGGAAUCACUUUGGUUGUGGAUAAGAUAAAAUGCAAGAAAGUAAAAUUUAUAUCUCAUUCACUUGAUGGGCAGCUGUUCUCAGAGUCAUGCAGGUCCGGUACUGAACAUACUGUAAUAAACUCUGCUGAUUGCGAUGUGAAUUUCAAACUUGUGAUGACCGCUGAUGGACAGCUCAUAACCUCAGUUCUGGUGACUCAGUCAUGGCAGUUAAUACCAAAAGGGAAUGAGGAGACCAUCUGGGCUGUUUUAUGCCCAUUUUUUAUAAGGAUAGAAACAUCUCCCUGUGUUCUGCUAACAGGUAGGGAAGAAGAUCAUUUUGUGGAAGCCCUGCCAUUCAGUGAAAACAUAAUGGAGACACAACUGUGGUACUGGAGUGAUGGGCAUUUGAUGAACUUUUACUCAGGUCUGGCAUUAGAAGUGCUGCACCAGGGACAAAAUAACUCUCUACUGCGUGUGAUAUCCAGCCAUCCUAAAAGUGUUCAGGAAGAGGGUAUGCUGACUCAGCUUUGGACUCAAGAUGGAUCUCUGAUUACUUCGGUAAUGUACCCAAAUAAAUCUCUUGAUCUCCUCAGUACAGAUCAAGGUGACUUUAUAGUGCACAUCUCCUAUUCACCCCAUAAUCUGUGGUCCUUGAUAGAUGCCCAGAAUGAAAGUAAUGUCAUGAACAUGGAAACUUGCAUGCCAAAGCUCUUCCUCUUAGUGAAAAGACUUCCCUGUAUGACAGGUCAAAAGGUUCCACACAAUGUUCAAAACAUAACACAUGCUAAAAGUCUUUGGUAUUGGAGAGGUAGUGAGCUCUUUAAUGUGGCGACAAAACUGGCUCUGCAAUUUCAACAAGUAGGAAAUACCUCUGGUAUUAAAAUAACCCUAGACAUGCACGAUAACCUCAGUCUAAUUAGACCAAUGUGGCAUUCAGGGUGCUUACUGCAUGUCAAGGAGAACAUGGACAGCCAGAAACUUUCUCUGAACUGUACUGUUGAUUUCGAAAAUGACCUGCGACAGACCGGGUGUGACUUAAGCAUUAAGACAGAUGUGAAUGAGCAACCGGUAGAAAGUUGUCCCAAAAACACACAAUUUAUCGAGAGGCAGAUGUGGUACCAUAAUACCUACAUGCUGUUCAAUGCCUACUAUGAACUUGGUUUGGCACAGGAAUAAAAAGAGAAUUGAAACAGCUAAGAUAACAGCAGGACAAAUCACGUUUUUAUAAAUUAGUUGCUUAAUAUUGUUUAACCUGAUAGUACCUAAUAUCUGUUGUA